This is a messenger RNA of Rhizopus microsporus ATCC 52813, 2727 nucleotides long. RefSeq names its product Na P-type ATPase. Gene Ontology annotation, cellular component: plasma membrane. The coding region runs from base 1 to 2727 and encodes 908 amino acids. NCBI's taxonomy places the organism in Eukaryota, Fungi, Mucoromycota, Mucoromycetes, Mucorales, Rhizopodaceae. Gene Ontology annotation, molecular function: P-type calcium transporter activity; ATP hydrolysis activity; ATP binding. The transcript is spliced from 6 exons. Gene Ontology annotation, biological process: calcium ion transmembrane transport; intracellular calcium ion homeostasis. The record is from RefSeq and is a predicted model, not a curated record.
AUGGAAGGAGAAGGUGGUGUUAACCCAGUUAAACUAAUGAUCAAGCAGUUCAUGAACGUUAUGGUUUUAAUUCUGCUUAUAGCUAUGAUCGUGUCUUUUGUCUUUAAAGACUAUGUAGAAGGUGGUGUUAUCUGUGCCAUCAUGUUUCUUAACGCCGGAGUGGGCUUUAUGCAAGAAUUCAAGGCUGAAAAGACAAUGGACUCUUUGAGACAAAUGGCUUCUCCAACUAGUCAAGUCAUUCGUGAUGGUCAUCAAAAGACUAUUCCUACACGUGAGCUUGUUCCAGGCGAUAUUCUGAUCUUGAAGAGUGGCGAUGUUAUAGGAGCUGAUUGCAGAAUUAUAGAAGCAUUCAAUAUGGACGUUGAUGAAGCUCUCUUGACAGGCGAAAGUGUUCCUGUUAACAAAGCUACAGACGCUAUUCAAGGAGAAGAUGUUCCGCUAGGCGAUCGCAUCAAUAUGGGCUAUUCUAGCACAGUCCUGACAAAGGGCCGAGGAAAGGCUAUUGUUACUGCUACUGGUAUGCAAACUGAAAUUGGUAGAAUUGCAAAAAGAUUGCUCGAUAGUGGGGAUAGCACAAAGACGCCUCUUCAAAAGUCACUUGAUCGCAUGGCCCUCGUUUUACUUGCUGUUGCUAUUAUUUCCAUUAUUAUUGUAUUUGGUGCCGCAAAGUUCCAUAUUAACGAUGAAGUCAUUCUUUAUGCUAUUUCUACGUCAAUUGCUGUGAUUCCAGAAGGUCUUGUCGCUGUUGUCACACUCACACAGGCAUUUGGUGUAUACAGUAUGGCUAAAAGCAAGGCGCUUGUACGCCGCCUAGCUGCUUUGGAGCUACUCGGAUCCGUCACCAACGUUUGCUCUGAUAAGACGGGUACAUUGACUCAAUCCAAGAUGGUCCUCACAAGGCUUUGGAGGCCAAAUGCUGGGUUUUAUUCUGUUAGUGGCAUUGGUUUUACAAUAGAAGGUCAAGUUAAACUAGAGUCUAGUGAUACUAUAGUCACCAGGGAAAACAUGGAUCAAGGUUUUCAGACACUGGUUAACACAGCAGCUUUAUGUAAUAUGAGUGAAAUUCGUAAAGACAAGCAUACAAACGAAUGGAGCGGCAUUGGAGAUCCUACAGAGGUUGCCCUUCAAGUUUUUGCACAUAAACUUCAAAAUGGAAAGCCAAGCUUAAUCAAGAAAAACAACCCUGAUGAUAGCUGGGAUCUUGUUGCCGAGUACCCCUUUGACUCGUCAAUUAAGCGUAUGAGUGUCCUCUGCCGUGCUCCCAAUGGUAAAACUGUUGCUUUUCUGAAGGGUGCCACAGAGCGUGUUCUCGACUGCUGUGUUGGCGUACAAAUGUCUGAUGAACAUGAUAUCGAAUUCAUGUCUAGCCAAGAACUUCAAGCGCUUGUGCUUCCUAAUGUAGAGGCUUUGGCCAAAGGCGGUCUUCGUGUUCUUUCCCUCGCUUAUCGUCGCAUCAAACACGAAGGUCAAGUGACAUCUGACACGUUUUCGCGAGAAUAUAUUGAACAAGAGAUGAUAUUCCUCGGACUCGUUGGUAUCUAUGACCCUCCAAGAACUGAAUCCAAGGAUGCCGUGGACGAAUGUCACAAGGCAGGUAUUACUGUUCAUAUGCUUACUGGUGACCACAUUGCAACAGCUACAGCCAUUGCACGCGAAGUCAACAUCUUGCCUGCUACUUAUGCCAAACCUCAUAUUGGUGAUGGAAAGACAGAUUUGGUCAUGUCUGCUCAACGAUUUGAUAAACUCUCUGUCGAACAAAUCGACGCACUCCCUGAUCUUCCUUUGGUCAUUGCACGCUGUAGCCCAGACACAAAGGUUAAGAUGAUUGAAGCACUCCAUCGACGCAAGAAAAUAGCAGGUAUGACAGGUGAUGGUGUAAACGAUAGCCCCUCUUUGAAAGAAGCAGAUAUCGGUAUUGCUAUGGGUGAAAAUGGCUCUGACGUUGCUAAGCAAGCUGCAGACAUUGUCUUAGUCGAUGAUAACUUUGCGACAAUUGUCAAGGCAAUUGAAGAAGGACGUCGUGUGUUUGGAAAUAUUGCACGUUUUGUGGUGCAUAUGGUAUCUGGAAAUGUAGCUGAAUUGACACCUUUACUUUUGGGACUUGCCUUUGUGGAUGCUCAUGGUGAAUCUGUUUUCCCCAUGUCACCUGUACAGAUUUUGUUCAACAAUAUCAUCACUAGUUCUCCUCCAGCUAUGAGCUUAGGCCUGGAACCUAUUCACAAGGACCAAAUGCUUCAACCUCCCCGUAGUCGAAAAGAUGGCCUAUUCUCUUACUCUAAUCUGAUAGACAUUCUUUUUUAUGGUGUCACUAUUGGUAUCAUUUGUCUGAUGAACUUUAUUGUUGUUGUCUACGGUUGGGGAACGGGUAACCUUGGGGAAAACUGUAAUCGUUAUUACUCUGAAGCGUGUGAAGAAGUGUUUCGUGCGCGUGGUGCUCUCUUUGCGACGCUUACUGUCAUCAUUCUUGUACAUGGCUUCACUUGUCGUGACCUUCGCAAUCCAACAUGGACAUGGUCCGCCUUAACCGGUCAACAAAACAAGUAUCUUUUCUGGAGCACUUUGUUUGGAUUUGUUCUCUUGAUCAUUACACUCUAUGUUCCCGUUUUGAAUACAGAAGUCUUUAAGCAUAAGCCUAUUACAUGGGAAUGGGGUAUGACAGCUGCUUCUGUCAUUGUAUAUAUUAUGAUCGUAGAAGCUUACAAAGGAAUCAAGAGAAAGUUCUUUUAG